CGCCGCAUACGACGAGCCCGCGCGGGCGCUGGUGGUUGCAGCACCGGCCCGGCCAGGUAGGCGCGCGCUUGGUGGCUGGGCGGCUGCAGUGGCGGGAGGGGCAGUCGACUCCUCCUCCGCGGCCGCCGCCAUGGCAUACCGGCAGCUCCGCGCGCCGAAGCAGGCAUCCACGACCGGCGGCGCCAAGGUGCCGCAGGGGCACGUGCCGGUCUGCAUCGGCGAGGAGGGCGGGCCCGUGGAACGGUUCGCCAUGCGCGCGGACCUGCUGGGCCGGCCGGCCUUCGCGGCGCUGCUCCUGUGCGCCUCCCAGGAGUACGGGUACGGCCACCCCGGCGCGCUCCGCAUCCCCUGCCCCGUCGCCGACUUCCGCGGCCUCCUCGUCCGCCUCUCCGACUUCCCCUACGCCGACGAGUGCUAGGGGCCGUCCUCCGCACCUUCUCGGCCUGCCGCUGGAGAACUCUGCCCCCACCCGACGGCGAGGUGGGCGCGUGCGAGGCGCGAGCGGGCGAGGUGGGCGCGCACGGGGCGAGCGGCGGACGCGUCUGGGAGCUCCAGGCGUGCGCAAUGGCUGCCGGGGGCGAGCACGAGCACCCCGGGCGCGGCAGCUACGGGGCCGAGCAGGUGGGGUGCAAGGGCAGCGAGGCGCGGCGACGAGCGGGUGGGAAGGUGCGGGACGGACAUUUUUGGGUCGCUCUGUCGCGGUGGGCACCUCGAACACAAGCUGGACACGCAUGUCCAUUUUCGUCCCCAUUGCCACCCCAAACGGAUGAAAUCCGGACAAAACGGACGUCUGUUUGGGGUCGUGCGGUGGAGUUGGCCUAAAGGGCACUACUAGGCGCUGGUGCGCCGGCCGAAUUUCGGCCGGUCAGUGUGCACCCAUACGAUUGCAGCUUCAUCUGCCGUUGGAUCUGGACCUUUUUUUUCUUCCUCGUCUCGCACAUCAUGCCAGAACAAAAAAAAGGAAUCUCUGGCGCACCCGCCCCGCUCACGCAGCCCACCAUGGCCGCGCGUGCCGCUGAUUCGAAGCACCGUCGACUCGCCGUCCCCGCAGCACUGGUCCUCGCUGGAUCUGGCAGGACACCAUCGCUGCACCAAGCCGUCGCCAUGUAGC
Messenger RNA from Triticum aestivum (bread wheat), 1111 nucleotides. RefSeq names its product auxin-responsive protein SAUR71-like. Gene Ontology annotation, biological process: response to auxin. The record is from RefSeq and is a predicted model, not a curated record. NCBI's taxonomy places the organism in Eukaryota, Viridiplantae, Streptophyta, Magnoliopsida, Poales, Poaceae. Bases 131 to 418 code for a protein of 95 amino acids. The transcript has a single exon.